GGCGUCGGGACGGUACGAGCGGGCUUUUCCGGCGGGCGCCGCUCUGGGCUGUGCGGAGGAGCUAACUCGUGGACUUCUACCUGAACGAAGUGUUGCCGAAAUGCUUACCUCUGAAGAAGCUGUGCCAACCUACUCUCCAAAAUGGAACUCUGUCAUCUUUGCAGUCACUUCCAUGAAAAAAUUCUCAUACACUCCUGAGUAAAGGAGGGGGACCUGUAUGGUUUGUUGAAUUCUGGAGUCAUCAUAUCAUGGCUGAAAAUGACACAGACAGAAACCAGACUGAGAAACUCCUAAAAAGAAUACAAGAACUGGAACAGGAGGUACAAAGACUUAAAAAGGAACAGAGCAACCAUAAGGACUCAAACAUUAGAGAAAAUGCCUCAGGAACUGGAAAAGCUAAGCGUACAUUUGAUUUCAGUGCUCAUGGCCGAAGACAUGUAGCCCUAAGGAUAGCCUAUCUGGGCUGGGGAUACCAGGGCUUUGCUAGUCAGGAAAACACAACCAAUACCAUUGAAGAGAAACUGUUUGAUGCACUAACCAAGACUCGACUAGUAGAAAGCAGACAGACGUCCAACUAUCACCGGUGUGGACGAACAGACAAAGGAGUUAGUGCUUUUGGACAGGUAAUUUCUCUUGACCUUCGUUCUCAGUUUCCAAUGGCCAAAGAUUCAGAAAGUUGUAAUUCAAAAGAUGAAGCUAAUGAUGUUGCUAAAGAGAUCCGUUAUACCCACAUCCUCAAUCGGGUGCUCCCUCCAGACAUCCGUAUACUGGCCUGGGCCCCAGUAGAUCCUGGUUUCAGUGCUAGGUUCAGCUGUCUUGAGCGAACUUACCACUAUUUUUUCCCUCGUGCUGAUUUAGAUAUUGUGACCAUGAAUUGUGCAGCCCAGAAGUAUGUUGGCACCCAUGAUUUCAGGAACUUGUGUAAAAUGGAUGUAGCUAAUGGAGUUAUUAAUUUUCAGAGAACUAUUUUGUCUGCUAAAGUACAGUUAGUGGGCCAGAGCCUGGGUGAGGAGAGAUGGCAAGAACAUUUCCAGUUAUGUCAAUUUGAAGUGACGGGCCAGGCAUUCCUUUAUCAUCAAGUGCGCUGUAUGAUGGCUAUCCUCUUUCUGAUUGGCCAAGGAAUGGAGAAACCAGACAUAAUUGAUGAGCUGCUGAAUGUAGAGAAGAACCCCCAGAAACCUCAAUAUAGUAUGGCUGUAGAAUUUCCUCUUGUCUUAUAUGAUUGUAAGUUUGAAAAUAUCAAGUGGAUCUAUGACCAGGAGGUUCAACAAUUCAAUGUCACCCACCUACAGCAACUAUGGGCCAAUCAUGCUGUCAAAACUCAUGUGUUGUACAGCAUGUUGCAAGGACUGGACUCUGUUGCAGUACCUUGUGGGACAGGGCCGAAGACAGAUGGAGUGAUAGAGUGGAGAAAUGUGAAGCCCCCAGUCAUAAAGCACACCAGCGCCUUUGUAGAAGGAGUGAAAAUGCGCACAUAUAAACCACUAAUGGAUCGUCCUAAAUGCCAAGGAUUGGAGUCCCGGAUCCAGCAUUUUGUACGUAGGGGACGCAUUGAACACCCACACUUACUCCACAAGAAAGAAGCAAAAGGCAAAAGGGACUGUAAUGACACACAUGAAGAAGAGAAAACUGUUUUGGAGAAUCCAACAAAGAGGGUCUGUGUUGAUACAGAAAUUAAAAGCAUCAUUUAACCAUAGAAAAUUCACCAGGAUCUAGGACGCAAUAACCAGCUAGUGGUAGCAAAGUAGAAAGGAAAUACAAAAGUAAUAUUUACUGCAGGAAGUCCUGGAAAUUCCUAUGAUCAUCUCUUAAGGAAAUUCUUACUUAAACAUGAGUUCAAACAUCCUCUUUUCUUUGUCUAAAAGGUUUAAGAGAUGAAGGAUGCAAAAAGCAACUGUAAAAUAAAGAUGCACAUGUGCGCAUGCACUGGGAAACCU
Lepus europaeus (European hare) is the source of this 1937-nucleotide messenger RNA. It is a transcript of the gene PUS3, whose product is annotated as pseudouridine synthase 3. Bases 249 to 1691 code for a protein of 480 amino acids. Gene Ontology annotation, cellular component: cytoplasm; nucleus. Lineage: Eukaryota; Metazoa; Chordata; Mammalia; Lagomorpha; Leporidae. The transcript is spliced from 5 exons. Gene Ontology annotation, biological process: tRNA pseudouridine synthesis; mRNA pseudouridine synthesis. Gene Ontology annotation, molecular function: pseudouridine synthase activity; RNA binding. The record is from RefSeq and is a predicted model, not a curated record.